Prorocentrum cordatum is the source of this 1031-nucleotide messenger RNA. The record is from the annotation of a GenBank genome assembly. NCBI's taxonomy places the organism in Eukaryota, Dinophyceae, Prorocentrales, Prorocentraceae.
AGCCGCUCGAGCGGAGCUCAAGCGGGGCCCGCGCGAGCGGCGACUGGACGCGCACGGCGGCGCGGCGCAGCUGGUGCCAGGAGAUGGACGCCAACCAGGAUGCGGACUCGUACUACGUCCAGGACUGCAGACAGGUUCAGAACAACACGCACACGGUUCAGACGUUGACGGGCCAGAUCUCCCGGCUGGUGGGUGCACUGGACGACCGGCGGCACUGCCGCCACGUAGUGGACGAGGCGGUGGGCUCGGUGACACGGACGAUCCUCGCCCGCAUACGGGAGCACCAGAAGCAGGCGCAGAAUCCCGCCGAGAGGAAUAACCGCCGCAUGAUGUACCAGAAGCUCAGCGACAACCUCGGGAUCACAGCACGCGUGCUGGAGGAUGUCGACCUCCUCGGUGUGCUGUCUCAUGGCGUCCCUGGCUGCGGAGGCUUCCAGCGUGGACGCGGCCGACGCGGCCGGGGGCGACGAGCAUCCGCCGGGGCAGCCCCUGAAGCAGGACGAGACGGUACAACAGCCGUGAGGUGCGUUGAGGAGCACAUGGAGGCCCUGAAGCGCAUCUACACGGAUUUGGCGAGUGUCGCGGAGGAGCACGAUGGCACGUUCGAGAGCAUGAGCAUGGAUAGCCUCUUUCUCAGCACGUCCAUGGACAUCGAGCGCGGCCGAGAGGAGAUCCAUAUCCCCAGCUACUACAGGAUGAGUUGGCUGAGCCAGAGGACUCGAGGUGGCGGCCGCGGCGUGCGGGAUGGACUCUGUCGCCGUAAGUGUGCCGAGGAAGUGGACAGUGGCCGGCGGCUCUCUGGCAGUACUAGCUACCGUCGGCCUUCUCAUGUCGAGUUGAAGCGACCCGACUUGAAGACAUUCCACAGAGGUGUGGUAGCGCUUGGCGGCUCAGUCGCACCAGGCCGAGUUUUCUGUGAUUUGGCGCGCUUCUCCCUCUUCGCCCUCGCCUUAGAUGUUCACUCAGUAUGGGUGGCCAGACAAUGUUCCUUGUCUGCCUCUGGCACUCCACGAUUACCGCUGCCUGUUUGA